GACACUAAAGAUGGUUAAAAUGGUCAAUUUUACAGGGUGUAUAUUUUAACAGAGUUUAAAACAAGAGGUAAGGGACUGAAAGUGAGGUUAGUCUGGAGUCACAGCUGGGACAGGAAGCACGUGACUCCUGAGAGGGGAGUUUGGGCCAAAGCCUCAUUAUACUUGCUGAACGGGUGGCAGCCCUGCCACAAGCGGCAUCUGGAAGCUGGACCCCUGGCCACCCUCCUUCCCCAUCGCAGCCACGCCCUUUAGCAGAUGACAGGCGGUUCUCGGCUGUUCCCUGGGAGCCCGUGGACGCCACUCGAGAUGUCCCCUUUUGGUGGCUGGGGACUGCUCUCGGCCUUCCUUGCCCUGCUCUGCUGCACAGGGUCUGGCGAGGAGGCAUUCGAGGUACGCAUGUGGCCAGAGCAGCUGAUGGUGGAGUCCGGGGAGUCUCAGGUGAUUAACUGUAGUACCACCUGUACCCAGCCCAACACCGGUGGUCUGGAGACCACCCUACACAAGACUCUCCUGGAGGAACAGGAUCAGUGGAAGCUGUAUGAGGUCUUCAACAUCUCCCAGGACACAGAUAUCAUUUGCCAUUUCACUUGCUCCGGGAAGCAGGAGUCCAAGAGCCUGAACAUCAGUGUGUUCCACCCUCCAAAGCAAGUGCUGCUGAAGUUAUGGCCCACUUUAGUGGCUGUAGGGAGAUCGUUCACCAUCCAGUGCAGGGUGCCCUCUGUGGCACCCCUCGAAGGUCUCACUGUCACCCUGCUCCAUGGCAGUGAGAUCGUAUACAGCCAGACCUUUGUGGGGACAACACUUUCCCCCCAAGAGGCCAUGGUCACCCACAACACCACGGCUCACCGGGAAGACGACCGCCACAACUUCUCCUGCCGGGCCGAGAUGGACCUGCGCUCUCGCGGCGGGGACCUCAUUCACAGCAUCUCAGAUCCCCAGGCGCUCGACGUCUAUGAGCCCGCACAAGACAACCAGGUGGUGGCCAUCAUCACGGUCGUGUCAGUGCUACUCUUCUUGUUUGUGACAUCUGUCCUGCUGUGCUUUGUCUUUGGGCAGCAGUGGCACCAGAGGCGGACAGGUACCUACGGGGUGCAAGCUGCUUGGAGGAGGCUGAGGUGGGCCUACCGGGCAUAGCCUACGUGAGCGGCAUGGCCACCAGCACGGCGGCCACUGGGACUCAGCAUGGCUCCUUAGGGCUGUGGUUCAGCCCUGGCUGAAGGACCACGACAAGCAGCAGAGGACGUCAGGGACCCUCCCUUUCCUAGUCUGAAUACAAACACCUGGACUUAACCCUGUGCCUCAGUGUCUCCUCCUGGGAAUGGUCAGGAAGGGAGCCACCAGGCCCAGCCGGACUUCGGUCUCCAAAUGUCCCCUCAGCCUCCCUCCACCCUCUCCUUCACGGGGGACUUCCAGAGCCCCGGGGAGCCCAGGCCCUGGGGCACCCCCAUGCUGACCAGCCCAGGCACCAGACGCCCACCCUCAUCGGACACUGAGCGACUCAUUCCUACUGAGGGUGGGUGGGGAGAUGCACCAUGGCCCAGAGGGGCAGAGAGACACUCUGUUUCCACGUGGCCCUCUGGGACCGCAGGCCCUCUGUGUCAGAGCAGGGCAUGGCUCUGACCUUUCCUUUCUGUCAACAGAGCCAGCUUCCAGGGGUAAGCAUGGGGGCCCCAAGGGCUCAGCUUCAGGAUCUCCUCAGCCAGGCCUCCCCCAUCACUCUGGGCCUGCAGAGAGCCACGGACAACAAAAGCUGUCCUCGCCUCUUACCUCCUGCUCGGUUAUUGGGCCAACCCGAGACGCCGCAGCGCUGGCCAUCCCCGGGGUGGGGGGUGAGGGAGUGGAGGUCGAGGGAGGGCUCUGGUUCCCAGGCCUCUGCCAGCCCAGGCAGCGAUCACUGGGACAGGGUUGGGCUGUUAUGUGACCGCCAGGGCCUGGACACUGCUCUAAGGGGCUCUCACCCUGAAGCAGAGAUCAGGCUGGUUCAAGGUCUCCGUGGGGUAGAGAGGGGACUGACUGACCUCGGGGAGAGGGCCUAGUUGGGGCUGAGGGGGUAAGAAGGGCUGCCAGGCAUAGGUUCAGGGUUAGAAAAGCACUAGCGGGGCACACAGGGGCUCCAGGGCUAUUUCCAGCUCUGCGGUGAAGCUGGCAUGGGUCCUGGGGCUGACGUCUGUCCUCACGGUAGGCUCUCGGCAUCAUAGUAGUCUGGGGGGAGACAGCACCCUCAUCGUGACUCCCUCCUGCCUCAGUGGAGCCCAAGGAGGAAACUGGAACGGGAUAGGCCGGUUGUCUGCGGCCAUGACAGUAGGGGCCCUCAGCCCCACAGGGCGCAUGGCCUUCCUGGCCUUCUGAUCCACCGCCAGGCCUGGGCCCCACUGCCCACCCACCUGGCCCCUACCUGAAGCUGGGGGUACAUCCACACCCACAGUCCCUGUGGCGCUGGGGGGUGGAGGCGGGGGCACGGCUCUCCUGGGACGGGGAGAGAAAAGAAAGAGCCCCGUCAGAGGCCCCAGGCUAGCCUCUGGAAUUUCACCCACAAGUUUCCCCACUCCAGCCUGACCCCUGGCCAGCUCUUCCAGCCCAGCCCCAGAGCAGGGCCCGGGCAGCACCCAGACCCUGGCCUCACUUACGUCCCCCUUUUCCCAGAGGUAGAAGGGUAGUGCUGAACCCUGGCCAAGUGCUGCAAGCAGGGCUGAGGUAGGGGAGGGGAAAGGAGAGGGGCCGGCCAGGAGAGCAGGGGGCCCAGAGCAGGCAUCGGGCAGGGCAGGUAGUGGUGGUGGAACACCAAAGGCCCCUCCUCCUGGGCUUCGGUCUCCUCCUCCUCUUCAUACGCCGCCUCCUGUUGACCCUCCAGGUAGACCUGGGGAUUGUACAAGAGGGGAGGGGAGAUGAUACAGGAUCACGCUCUCCCAGCCACCACUCCUCCAUUCCUCUAAAUUAUUUCUCCAGAUACCCAGCACAAAACAGCUACUGUUUAUUGGGCAUUUACUACACACAAGCAAGGCUCUUCGGAGACAUUUAUUCCUUAUUUUGCGGAUGGGAAAAACUGAGGCUUGGAGGUUAAGUAACUUUUCUAAGGUCACCCAGCUAAUAAGGCCAAGCAGGGACCGGAGGAAUCCAGGUAUGACUCCAGAGCUGGGGCCAGGAGUCCAGCAAGCUGCCCCUGGCCUCAGGAUACGGGGUUACGGACAGGGUUCUUGGACUCUUUAAUCAAUAGAAAUUGAUAAGAAGCCAGCCAAGGAAUUCAGGCUGGGAAUUCACUGGGACUCAUGCUGCACGAGGGAGUGAGAACAAGAGAGAGGUGCCCCCACUCGCUCCCCAAGGAGAGUGGGCUGGUUUCUUAAAUGGGGAGAGGGGAGGGACUGAUUGGCGGGUUGGGCUGGAGGGGAGGCUUAGGUGGUCCGCCCACCCUCUUGGUGGCGCUGUGUGCAGGAAUCAUGCUCAGUACCCUACUUUUGCACCUCAGAAAUGGCAACUGAUUGGUGACCUUUUUGUAUCUUAUUGUUCAUAAUUGCCCCACCUGCGCAUGCGUGCCAUUAUUUUUAGUCUCAUUUCUUUUGUAUUCUGCGGCUCGAAGAGACGUUUGUCCAGGUGCAAGCACUGCAGCACUGCAGCAAAGGGUCCCGGGUCCCAGCCUGUCUCAAGCCCCAGUCCCUGGACCCACUUGUGCCCCACUUGUUGAGGUAGGGCGCUCCUCCCAAGGGCCCCCUGAGGGCCUGGGGUUGAAGGGGUGGCAGCAGCUCCUCAGGGUCUCCCUCUGCCUCGACUCCUCUGACCGGCCCCUCCAUGAAUCUCUGUCCGCUCCCUCCAAGCUGACAGGCAUCCUCUCACCACCUGGCUGUCACCCCUCCAGACCUCUCAGGCUGCCCACUGCUGGCUGAAUAAGGCUCAGCCUUAGAGCUCCUCCCCUCCCAUGCACCCAUCCCCUCCCCCCUCCCCCCCCCCUACAUAUACACAGGGUUUCCUCCAUUCUGUCUCCUGAUUCUGCCCCUGCCCACCUAGAUGGUGGACACACCCCUCACCUCCUCCAAACAUCAGAAUCCUGCCUGGCUUUCAAGGGCUGGUUCUAAGGCCACUUGCUCCUCCAAGGAGAAGCUCCUCAUGCCCCAACCAGGUGGCCCUCACACUUUGUGGCCAUCACAGCCAAAGUUGCCUUGUAUUCAUAGUCAUUCAUUUAUUCAUUCACUUGUUCAACAAACAGCAACUGAACCCCUAAUAAGUAUCAGGCACGCUGCAGGCCCAGGGUACGAUGGUGCCUCCCCUCCUGGGUCUGCAGUCCAAUGGGGGAUUCACUGCAGGGAAACCUUGAAAACAAGACCCGAGUGGUCUGGAUUUGGGGACCUGCUACCUCCACUCCAUGGAGGCUGACACGGGGGCCUGGCACAUAACAGAUGCCGAACAGACCUAGCCAGGUAGAUGAGGGCUGGCUCCUGGCUCCCCUGCUGCCUGCUCCUUUUUCUCAAGGUGGGGGGAACCCUAAAUGGAUGCCCACCUCUGGCCCUGCAGGUGGGCAGCCCUGGUAGCCCACCCCCACUCCCCCACCUCCCGCCCACGCACCUGCGGGCCGGACCAGGCAAGCCCCGGGUUGAGCACCGCUGCCACCUGGCCACUCAGAAGCAGCUGGUGCAUCUGCGCGUUCUGCAGCAUCAUCAGUUCCAGCAGGUCUAGGGGACGGGAGUUCAGCAGGCCCGCGCCAGAACCCCCCCUGCUCUUGCCCCGACCCCAGGGCCUUUUCCCCAACUCCAGCUUCGGGGGGAGGGCGGGGGAAGGAGGGGGUGCAGCAAGGACGCCCAGAGAAUGUGCCGGGCAGAGUGGGGUACAAAGUGGGGAGAUCCCGGAGUCUCACCUUCCUUCACGCGGCCCGGCCGUGGGGACGGAGGUGGGAUGGCCCACAGGAGGGGCUGCGGAAUGGUCACCCAGGGCUGGGGGGACGGGGAGACUCAGUCAGACUAGGUGGGGAAGGGAUGGGGACCCCCUCCUCGCUCCCCACGCCUUUGAGUCGCUUCCCUAACCUCGCAGGAGCUUCUCCCCUCCGCGGCCCCAUGGCCUCCCUGUCAAGUCUCUUCCUCUCUGGCUGGGGUCGCUCUCCUCACCCACCCCCACUCCUCCAGGGUUCAGACCCCCCAGGGACAGCUCCCCAAGUCAGCCCACCCCUCCACCCCGCCCCCAAGGCCUUCCAGGUAAAGGCAGGCUCUGGUCCCCGACUCAGCCUUCACCGUCGAGGCUGCAGUCUGUGCUGGGGGAUGACCCCAGCUCCCUCCAGUCCCCGAGGCCAUGGCCAGCUGCUGCGGAUCAGGGUUACCUUGACGACGCUGGGCGACGCCAAAGUCUCCUCCUACGCAUGCGCAGGUCCCGCCAGCGUUCCGGUUCCUGGGGCGUUCGCCCUUUGUCGCCGCCUCCUGCUCUUCUCUCUCCACCUCUAGGGACGACGGGUCCCGAGGACCCUCACCCCCCACCCCCGGAGGCCCAACUCUCUCCCAGAUGUCCACAUCCAAACCCCCGCGCCGUGGCUGCCUGGGCAUCGCGGCUCAUCCCUCGCUGUACCUCGCACCCUUGGGCAUCCCCGGCACGGAGCCUGGGGGGCCGAGUUUGUUGAGUGAAUGCGUGAGCAGCUGGGGAGGCCCGCCCCAACUCGGACACUUGGUUUUGGGGGCCCAGUGCCCAACUGACUAGGGUGAUGAGUUAGGAGUAGAGAAUUCUGUUGGAGCAGGCUUGGGGGCAAGGGGCAGGUGAGUGAGGAGGGCAAAGGAUUUGCUCCCUGUCGCUCUGAAUCAGAGGGCUGUCCUGCGGGCCAAGAGUGGUUUCUGGAGGCCACCAAGGAAGGAAACACCAACCAGGUUCACGGAAAAGGCUGGCCCCUGUUCGCUCCCCGGUUCCUGGCCAAGGGGAGCCACGGCUCCAAAGAGGUGGCAAAGUCUGGGGAGUUUAACAUCAGUGCCCUUCGUCCCGGAAAAAUUACCAACGCUUGCGUUCUUUCAACAGGAAGUUAUCGAGGUCUUCUUUGCUUAAGAACAGGUGAAGGGAGAGAUCUAUUUCGGCAGCUGUGACCAUCCUAAGAUAGGCCCUGAGCAGCCGUCGAAGAAAAUCCAGACAGGAAGCUGGGAUUAGCACCCCAGAGUUGCCUUCCCCCACCCUCCACUCCUGUUCAGCUCCCCUUCCCAGAAGUCCUGGUGUCUAGAGCCAGAAAGACCAUUCCCACCUCCUCCUUUGUACCUUCACCCCUGUCUCCAGGAGAUGGGGACUGUGGGCAUUAGCUGUCCCCGUGGGUCUUACGGCCUUGACAGCCGUCAUCAAGCUGAGAUCGGGCACUGUGGUCACAGGCCCGCAGUGAGUGGGAAGGACACAGAGGCGCGUCUUUCCAUCUCCACCCUCAUUCCAGGGAGAAAGAUGAAACCAGCCCUUAUGCUCACCAUCAGCAAACUUUGACCCAGGAGGUGCCUGUGUGUGUGAGGUGCCCUUCUGAGCACUGUAGACACAAUAGUGUAUCCUCGCUGGUUCCAGCGUUGUUGGGAAGUGAAAUACUCCCCUGAAAGGAGAGCAAAGAUACAAGACUGUGCAAAGUGCCCUCCGAGUGAACCAUACAAGAAGGGAUCAUGAAAAAGAGAAAACUCGGUCACUGAAGGGUGGAGUUCUGAAGGAGGUAGAGAUCCUUGGGAUGGGGCCAAGCAGUGUGAGAGGGAGAGGGCAGCCCAGGCUGGGAACACAGCCAGAGCAAAGGUGCAGAUGCGGGAAUGGACAGGGCCUGUAGAGAUCCAGUGGCUCAAACUGCCUGGCUAGGGUAGGGGAUCUGGGCAGAGGGAAGUUCCAGGCAGACACAGGACAGACUCAAAGGCCAAGUUAUAGAAGUGAGGCUUUGCCAUGUGGGUAAUGGGAAGCUCUUGGUGGGUUUUGAGCAGGAGAGAAAUAAGGGGACGAUGUGUGCACAACCACAUUUUAGAAAGAUUUAUCUUGCUUGUCAUAUCUUUGUUUAUGUCAACCAGAAUUAGAAAGAACAAAUGUCUGAUGGGAUGUGUCCUCCCAAUGGAAUACUAUUCCGCCAUUGACAAUUUUGGUAUAGAACAGAUCUACUGAUGUGGAAUGAUGUCCAAGAGAGUCAAGCAAAACAAUCAGAAAGCAUAGUAAGAUCUUAUUUUUGUUUUAAAAAUUAUAUGUAUUUAUGUGCAUCUGUGGGGGGCGGGGGAGAAAGAGAGGGAAGGAGGGAGGGAGGGAGGGAGAGAGAGGGGCAAUUAUAGAGAAGCUGUCAGGGCUGCCCAUACCCGCCAGCCUCCCCAGUUCUCCACACCUUCACAGUGCUUCCUGGGAUCUCCUGCCAAAUAAACUUCUUGCUGCCAAAUCCUUGUCUCAGGCUCUACUUUUGGGGGAAUCCAAACUUAAGACACCAGUCUCCCACUUUCACCAUUUCUGCUGCCCAGGCUGCUGCUAACUCCUGGGAAAAGCUAUUCUAGCAGCUCUCUGAUAAAUUUGUGUUCAACGACGUGAAAUACCGAAGUUGACAUUGAAGUACAUUCGCCUGGGAGUAUAAUGGUCCAUGGAUUAAACUGAGGCAAAGGCUGGAGGCAGGGAGGCCAGCAAAGAGGCCACCUUCCUUCCCUGUAAAGGAAGCUCAGAGCAGGCUGGAGGUGGCUGUAGGAAAGAGGCAGGAAGAGGUGAUCAUUUCAAUACCUCAGAUAUAAGAUUGCAUGUUAACCUUACAUGAGACUUACUUGUAUUUUGGAAGACAGGGUUGAGAUAAAAACUACCUGGCUUCUGGUACCCAAUUAGAGGUGUCAAAGGAAAUUGAAGCAUUUGUCCUUUGAAUAAUGGGAAAACCACACACUUAUCUGGCAGCGCUAUUUUGCUUACAGAUCUAACUUCAGUCCUACAGUGGAGGAGGUGCCUUUCUGGCUACUUGUCCUGCCUACUAUUGUUUUCUUUGGGGUGUUGAACACUCCACCUAAUCUCUUUCCAUUCUUCUCAGUGGGGACUCAUUUGCAUCUUCAGUUUUUUGUUUUGGGUUUUUUGUUUGUUUGUUUUAGUGUCCCAAAACAAUAUGUACCGAAAAUCCUCCCUGUUGCCUUGGUAAAUCUAUUCCUGGAAAUAAACUAGACAUGGGAAAAGA
Messenger RNA from Orcinus orca (killer whale), 8095 nucleotides. It is a transcript of the gene ICAM2, whose product is annotated as intercellular adhesion molecule 2. Gene Ontology annotation, cellular component: membrane. Gene Ontology annotation, biological process: cell-cell adhesion. The record is from RefSeq and is a predicted model, not a curated record. NCBI's taxonomy places the organism in Eukaryota, Metazoa, Chordata, Mammalia, Artiodactyla, Delphinidae. The transcript is spliced from 5 exons. The coding region runs from base 256 to 1134 and encodes 292 amino acids. Gene Ontology annotation, molecular function: integrin binding.